AUGGACAAUGCUCCCAAGUCCAUCUACUUAACCCACCACCACUACCAAAGAAUCAAGCUUUACUGGGACUUCACUCGGGCUGAGUUCACUCGCAACUCGGCCGAGCCCGACUCAGGAUUCUACGUUGCCAUCUCUUGCAAUACCAAGCUUGAGUUUUUCCUUGGUGAUCUUCAUGACGAGUUGAAUCGGCGAUCCGGGUUGGCCAUGAAUCGCCAGCUCUGUGAGCCAACUCUGUUGUCUAGUCGGGACCACGUGUUUGGGCGCAGGAAUUAUGUAUCCCGGGCUCAGUUCUUGGGAACCAAACAUGAGAUUGGAAAUGAGUGCAGUGGGGGAGUGCUCAAAGUAAAAGUAGAUGGUGAAAUUAGGCUUGUUGUAAAAAGGUUAGCAUGGAAAUUUAGAGGGAAUGAGAAAAUUUACGUGGGUGGCGUUGAAGUGGAAUUUUUUUGGGACGUGUUUAAUUGGGUCAAUAAUAUUAGUACUAGUAAUAGUAAUGACAAUAAUAGUGGUACUAAUGGCAUUGGGCAUGGUGUGUUUGUGUUUCAAGUUGGUGAUGGUGGGGUGUGGCCAGAAAUGGCAGGUCCAGAGAAGAGAUUGAUGAGGAAGAGCUUAUCGGUUUCAUCGAGUUCCGGUUCGACGCCAUCGGGGAUAUGGUUGUCACCGUCACCGUCAUGUUCAAGUGUACUGUAUGCAAUGGGCUGA
Molecule: messenger RNA, 699 nt
Organism: Quercus lobata
Lineage: Eukaryota; Viridiplantae; Streptophyta; Magnoliopsida; Fagales; Fagaceae
Exons: 2
Coding region: 1-699 (232 amino acids)
Source: RefSeq, a predicted model, not a curated record